Molecule: messenger RNA, 1140 nt
Organism: Prorocentrum cordatum
Lineage: Eukaryota; Dinophyceae; Prorocentrales; Prorocentraceae
Source: the annotation of a GenBank genome assembly
AUGGGGUUCCUGCAUCAAUCGUCUGGUGUGAUGUGCAUCUCCAUUGGCAGUUUGAUAUGUGACCACUUCUUGUCAUCGUUGGAGAAGCUGUUCUGGCUGGGCGGCUACUACACCAGGAGUGAAGUCAAGGAGUCCAAUUUGGGCGCGACCAAGACGCACUUCUGGAAGCGGCUCAUUUACCUGCUCAAGGACUCCACGCCUGCAGCUGACCGCCCCAUGAACUGGAUGAAUUUCAGUGCGGAUGCACCUUGGAAGCAGAAGGGGUUCAUGGACAUGAGGGAAUGGUUCAACCAUUGUCGAGGCCGCGGGAAGACGCCAUGCUUGCUAUUUCGACCACGGGACGAAGGAGGGCUGGGCAUGCAUAUUUUCGCUGUGUUCGAGGACGGCCUGCACAACAUGGAGCUUGGCAGCGCGCAGAAGAUCCUUGGUAAUGUCAUGUGGUUGUUGGUGUAUGGUGGGAGAAUGGGUAUUCGCCCCCCGAAGGUUGCAUUGCGACAGUUGUGGUUGGAGAUUGCGCAAGGUUACAGAAAGCGUGGGACUAAGAACCAAUUCAAUGAGAUCGAGCUGGAUUCAUUCACCGACCCGAAGGCACCGAACAACACGUUCCCUGAACUGCACGGCAAGGCAGCCAAUGUUCGACACCUUGCGCCUGUGCUGGUUGAGAUCUUCGAGGGGUGCGCCACGGACUCCGACUACGAUGGCCACGUCAGAGAGCUGCUACGUCACCUGUGCUCGUAUUACCACGUCUUGGACCAUAAAGGGCCAGACGGCGCGCCGGUUCAGUACCUCCCAGAUUACUAUAUAAGAGAACUUCGCAUUGCAAUCGAUGGUUUGCAAAAGCAUUACAAUUGGCUCUCGGUUCAGAAUCCACAGCCCAAGAACGCCCGCCUGCGGGGUAUGCAGCCCAAGCUGCACCACGGGUGGCACGUUGGCUUUCAAGCUGUUUUCCAGAACCCUAGAGCUGCAUGGUGCUAUAGCAACGAAGAUUUGGUUGGCAGGAUUGCGACAAUAGUAAAGGCGGCAGCCUCGGGCAUUCCAGCAGCCCAGAGGAUGCCGCACAUCAUGCCCAGGUAUCUACAGGGCCAGAGCUUGCGAGUACAGUCUGGAUGGGGCAGGAAGCCCGCCAACAUUCGGGAUUGA